Melampsora larici-populina 98AG31 is the source of this 1929-nucleotide messenger RNA. RefSeq lists its product as uncharacterized. Bases 1 to 1929 code for a protein of 642 amino acids. The record is from RefSeq and is a predicted model, not a curated record. The transcript has 6 exons. Gene Ontology annotation, biological process: ribosome biogenesis; maturation of LSU-rRNA from tricistronic rRNA transcript (SSU-rRNA, 5.8S rRNA, LSU-rRNA). Gene Ontology annotation, cellular component: nucleolus; PeBoW complex. NCBI's taxonomy places the organism in Eukaryota, Fungi, Basidiomycota, Pucciniomycetes, Pucciniales, Melampsoraceae. Gene Ontology annotation, molecular function: RNA binding.
AUGGGAAGAUCAGUACCAUCUCAUGCACCUAAGAGACCUAAACCAUCGUUACGAAAAUUGAAAGGAACAUCUGGAGCAGCUAAGAAUUAUGUGACUAGAAAUCAAGCUCUUAAAAAAUUACAAUGUACUUUAGCAAAUUUCAGAAGAUUAUGUAUUCUCAAAGGAAUUUAUCCAAGACAACCAAGAAAUCGAAAGAAAGCUAAUAAAGGAUCUACUGCAUCAGUUUCAUUUUAUUAUUCAAAAGAUAUUGCUUAUCUUUUACACGAACCUGUUUUAGAAAAAUUAAGACAACAUAAAGCUUUUGCUAAAAAACUUUCUAGAGCAUUAGGUAGAAAACAAGAUGGAUUAGCUAAGAAUAUCGAAUCGACUCAUGAAUCUUAUCGAAUUGAUCAUAUUAUUAAAGAAAGAUAUCCUACUUUUGCAGAUUCGAUUCGUGAUUUAGAUGAUGCACUUUCACUCAUCAUUUUAUUUUCAAAUCUACCUUCAAAUCCUCAAAUCUCACCUAAAGUGAUAUCAAAUUGUACUAGAUUAGCAGCUGAAUGGCAAACAUAUAUCAUUCGUACCAAGAGUUUAAGAAAAGUGUUUUUGAGUAUUAAAGGAAUUUAUUAUCAAGCUCAAAUCGAAGGUCAAUCGGUCACUUGGCUUGUUCCUUAUGCAUUCACUCAACGGGUCCCAUCCGAUAUCGAUUUCAGAAUCAUGUUAACGUUCUUGGAGCUAUACCAAACCUUACUUGGUUUUGUGUUUUUCAAAUUGUUUCACUCAAUCAAUUUACUUUAUCCACCUAAACUAGAUUUCGAAAAGGACGAAGCAGGAGCCGGACUUGGAGCGCUUUUACUCGAACAAGCUGGUCAAAAACUAGUGGCUUCACCAUCAUCUGAUCCACAAACCGAUCUCACCGUUAAAGAUGUGAAACAACAGAUUCGAGAAUUAGUGAAGAAACCGAUUGAAGAUUUACCGGAUGAAGAAACACGAAAUGAAGGACAAGAAAAGAUUGAAGAAGAUGAAGAAUCGAAAGAACGAGCCGGAUUGUUUUCAAAUUAUGUGUUUUUCAUCUCACGUGAAGUGACAAGACCGAUGUUAGAGUUUGUGAUCAGAUCGUUUGGUGGAGAAGUAGGAUGGGAUUCGAUCUUAGGAUCUGGAUCCAACUUUCUAGAAACCGAUCCUAGAAUCACUCAUCAUAUCAUCGAUCGUCCUACACUCUUAACCGGGCUAACUCAAUUUCAAUCUCAACGAGCUUUUGUUCAACCUCAAUGGGUGGUCGAUUGUAUAAAUCAAUCUUCUCUUUUACCUACUGAACCUUAUGGUCCUGGAAAAAUCUUACCACCUCAUCUUUCUCCUUUUGUUGAUCAUGAAGAUUUACGUAAACAAGGUGGUUAUAUACCUGAAGGAGCUGAAGCUAUUUCUGAUGCUCAAACUAAAGAUCAAGUAGAAGAUGAUGAAGACGAAGAUGAGGAUGAGGAUGAGGAUGAGGAUGAGGAUGAUGAAAUGGAAGUAGAUCAAGAAGAAGAACAAAAGCUUACGAAGACUCAAAGCAAGAAACCGAUCGAUCGAAAGAGCAGACCAGGAUUGAUAGCAGCAGCUGAAGAUCCAAAUGAUCCAACACUUUUACAUGCAGCUGAAAUUGAAGCAGAAGAACUUGGAAUCUCACAUGCUGAAUUUGAAACACAACUAAAGAAAUUGAGUAAACAAGCAGGACAAAAGAAUCAAAAGAUGCAUAAUCAUGAUGAUGAUAAUAAAGAAAUUAAUGAAGCUAUGUUGACUGGUAAACAAAGAAAAUUGUAUACCAAGAUGAGUUUUACUAAACAUAGAAGAGCAGAAGAAAGAAAUAAAUUAGAAGCUAAGAAAAAAGCAUUGGUGAAUGGAAAUAAGAAAAAUGAAAGUAAAGUUAAAGAAAAAGGUAAAGGAAAGAAAACUUUGAAGAAUUUGUAA